Messenger RNA from Trichomonas vaginalis G3, 309 nucleotides. RefSeq lists its product as uncharacterized. NCBI's taxonomy places the organism in Eukaryota, Parabasalia, Trichomonadida, Trichomonadidae. The transcript has a single exon. The record is from RefSeq and is a predicted model, not a curated record. Bases 1 to 309 code for a protein of 102 amino acids.
AUGCCAUCAAUCAACACUAACUCAGGAAAACCUCAUGCUGUACCUACAGUUAAGUCAUCUAUGAUAAAUUCAUCGAAUACACCUACUCAUUUGAAGAACAUGAGAGUUGGAAGAGCAUUCUCAGUAUCUAAUGAGCGUUUUCCACUCCAGAAAGAGCACACAUCGUCUAAUUUCCUCGAAGAAUCAAAAUUAGCCCCAGCUUCAUUGAUAACACUUCCAAAGAGGUCUUUCAGCGUUGAAGAAUACAACCGUAGGAAUAGUUUGAUUGCAACCAAGAUCCAUUACAAAGAGAAUUUAGAUCUUAUUUAA